Molecule: messenger RNA, 768 nt
Organism: Pelagomonas calceolata
Lineage: Eukaryota; Pelagophyceae; Pelagomonadales; Pelagomonadaceae
Source: the annotation of a GenBank genome assembly
AUGGUGCCCGGGGGUAUGGGCGGCCCGCCGCCCUUCGGCGCCUUCCCGGCGCCGCCCUUCGGCGCGCCCCCCUACGGCGCGCCGCCCCAAGGGAUGCCGUGGGCGCCGCCGGCGCCGGCGCCGCAGGUGCUCGCGGCGCUGCCGCCGGGCGCGGCGCCGCCGGCGAUCGCGCCGGCCUUCCCGCCCGAGGGCCGGCCGGCCCCGGUAGUGCCGCCAGUUCCACCGCCGGCGCAACCGCCGGCCGUCGAGGCGCCGGAGCCGGAGCCCGCGCCACCGGAGCCCGAGCCGGAGCCCGAGCCCGUCGACCCCGAGGUGUUGAGGCGAGACCGCGAGCGGAAAAAGCGCCUGCAAGCGCCCAUCACGCGCGCUCUUUUGAGUGAUAACGCGCUCUUCGCCGAGGUGUCGCGGGCGCGCGGCGCCGCGGAGGUGGAGGAAGACGAGCUCCUGGCCGCGGACGACGACGGGGCCGCCGCUGAUGUUGGUGAAGCGGCCGACGACGGCGACGACGACAUGUACGGCGAUUUGGGGGGAGGCGACGACGACAUGUACGGCGACCUGGGCGGCGACGACGACGUUGCCGGGGACGCGCCGGCGGAGGAGGCAAUUGAUCAAAACGCCGCGGAGCUGCCCGUCGUCCAGGCCCUCGGCCAGCUCGAGGCGCACUCGUCGAGACCGCCGCGGCGCGCGGAGCUGGCCGGGCGCGCCGCGCACCGCGCGUACCUGCUCGAGGCCCUGACGUCGGGCGCGUAACUUGUCUCGUAUCCAGCC